AUGACGCUACCAUUGAUAAUUGUUGAAAUUGAAUGUGCAAGUCAGAAGAAAAAUCCAUAUGGAGUGACAAAUUCCAUGCGUACCACAGCAGUUCCGCCAAUGAUGCAAGGGCCAUUACCACCCGUACAACCGGUAUAUGCCAAGAACCCGCAAUACACAGCCGCACAAAGUUUGCAGUCUGGUACACCAGAUUUAAUGCCGUCCACCGAACCUAAAGAGAAUCAAAUGAAAAAUGCAUCAAAAGAGAAUAAAGAAGAAGUGACGGCAGGAAAAGAGAAAGAUGAUGGUGGUGGUGAUGGCGGUGGUGAUGGC
Molecule: messenger RNA, 312 nt
Organism: Thelazia callipaeda (thelaziosis nematode)
Lineage: Eukaryota; Metazoa; Nematoda; Chromadorea; Rhabditida; Thelaziidae
Source: the annotation of a GenBank genome assembly